This is a messenger RNA of Alternaria postmessia, 2544 nucleotides long. RefSeq lists its product as uncharacterized. Gene Ontology annotation, molecular function: protein binding. The transcript is spliced from 2 exons. Lineage: Eukaryota; Fungi; Ascomycota; Dothideomycetes; Pleosporales; Pleosporaceae. The coding region runs from base 1 to 2544 and encodes 847 amino acids. The record is from RefSeq and is a predicted model, not a curated record.
AUGUAUCGUACAGAUUUUCAAGUUCAUCCCGUCAGUGUCAGCCUUGGCAACUCCGGCUCAGCCUUGCUACAGUCGCCUGACAUGUUGCACUCACUACCUGAACCAAUCCAGAAUUCACAUGGCAUCUUGACACAGCUACUGCCUAUUCCUCAAUCAUCGAAUCAUCCGGGGAGUAAGGCCAGGCAGCUUUCCGACGCCGAGUGGGAGACCUUGAAGCCAUUACUACACACACUCUACAUUAAGGAGAGCAGAACCUUAGCAGCCACCAGGAAGGCUCUUCUCGAACGUCAUGGCCUUAAUCUCAGCCAGAAGCAGCUCACCAAGCGGUUCCAUGACUGGAGCUUCAAGAAGAACGUUAAGCAACACGAGACAGAGGCAUAUCUGCUGGAAGCACAAGACUUGCGGGGAGAAGAAGAAGCUUCUGUAAAUGGAGCCCGGAUUACUGCGGCCAAAUGCGAACGCUGGGAGAAAAGAGCAAGAAUUGAUGAGGAGCAGAAAAGCACUCGUACCAAGAACGCCGUCGAGGCGUUCGACACGCCCUCUAGUGUCACGCACUCAGACAGUGUAUCGUGCAAUUCCUCAACAGAUCUUCCGAGUACUUCGAGACAUGAACAGAGCUCAGAUAUGUUGAUCGUGUCGCCCUCGAAGCCACCGAAAGACCAAGUCAACUCUUUCACGCAUUACGGUAGCACAGAAGACCAACCCUCUCCGUCAUUGUCAGUCUCCUCAACCGAAGCUACAAAUCCUGGAUUCUCUCCAAGCGCGCUCCUGAUGGGCUCGUCCGAGCCAUUAGGUUCUCUAUCGAAUGCUCAUGUAAACAUCGGUACCGUCCAAGAGACAGAACAACACUUCGUAUCGCCUAGUCCCUUACAAUCUUCAGAUCGCGACGUCGAUAUAGUGACUCGUCUCUUCUCGGCACUGAAAAUGAAUCCCAUAAACAUCCCCUUGCACAUCCCACCAACCCAAGCUGUAGCAGAGGUGCUCACACCUGCAACCGAUACUGUCUGCCUGCAAGACUUAGAGGCAUGCAGCCAUGACGGGGGAAUUGUGACUUGGGUCGACAAGCAGGCUAAACCUUACAAAACGGCUUCUUCAGGCAGCACUGAGGUCACCCGUUACCACAACGAAGAGAAGGCUCAACAGGGAACUAUCAUAUUGGUGUCUUACCAAUGCAGCUCAAGAAAGCGCACUACAACUGGCGCACUCAAAUACCCUUCUGUCGAUGUGAUCUUCUCAUCAUCCAGAGUGGUUGAGCUAGAUCCGUUCUCACUGGAGGUCUACCCAUUCCCACAGGACCAAGGAAGGUGGCUCGAGGUACAACCAAUCGCCACGGAAUACGACGUCGAUCGCAUGACACUGAACGACUGCAUUGCCAAGAUCGAUAAGCUGGAGAGCGCUGCUUUGGGGUCAAACAUCACUACGACGGAAUUGAGAUGGAGUUCGGCAAAUGCAUAUUACAACCUUAGCCACUACGACAAAGCUGAACACCAGUACAAACAAGUUCUGCCGGUACUCGAGCAAAUACAUGGACAAAACUCUUGGGACUAUAUCUCUGCUAAGGUACAUCUCGCUGGAUCGGUUCUUCAUCUUGGAAGGUCUCAAGAGGGCAAUCAAAUAGCUCAAGAGGCCCAUGUUCUGGCACGAAGAUUUUUUCCGAGCAGCUUUUUGUAUCAGGAGGCUGCCCGCGUCUUAGCAAACUCUUUUGCAUCCAUGCAUGACUUUGGGAGUGAGGAGGAACUUCUGAGGGAUCUUUUCCAGAUCAGAUUGACCAUCUCCGGCCCUAAACAUGGCAAAACCAUACAAGUCAUACGAAAGCUCUGCAUCCUGCUGACUGAAACAAAGCGACACUCGGAAAGCGAAGCGCUAUUGAGAGUUGCGCUAGAACUCAGCUCGAACGCUACGGGCAUUUCUGAUUGGGAACAAUGUGUCAUGCAGUGCGAACUUGGUAGAUUGCUCUACCACCAGCACAAGUAUGCUGACAGCGAGGCCUUGCUCAGGGACACAGCGAAGAUGUCAGAAAGGCUGCUUGGUAUCGAACAUGAGGAAACACUGAGAUGCAAGACCUAUCUCUGUAGAGUCUUGACAGCCCGAAAGCAGUUUUCAGAAAUUCACAAUAUCCUUCUGGAAACCAUCGAUCUUCACGCCAAAAAAUUGAAUGAGAUCAGAGGGAGCACAAUCGAUGUUAUGGCCAAACUGAGCGUCGUGCUGAUAGAGAUGAGAAAGAUGGACGACGCAUACAAGUGGAUGAAGCAAGCGUUAUGCUACUGUGUAGAAAUCGAUGGAAUUGAGAGCAACCGUGCAGAGCAGUUCCUCGAAGAUUUCAGGAGCAUCGAUGAGCAGGAAGAGCAACACGAGCUCAUUCUGCAUAUGUACGAGGGAAUGGCUUACAAGAUCAGUUGGAUACACGCUGUCCUUCGCAACAGAGUAUUGUCCGCCUUAUCGACUCAACCAUGUCUUCUUUUACUGGACUUCCAGCGCAAAUCCAGCUGCCUAUCAGCACCAGCAACCGACACCAGAUGUCUACACAAUGGGCCCGUCUCGUGA